Cydia pomonella (codling moth) is the source of this 1802-nucleotide messenger RNA. RefSeq names its product D-altritol 5-dehydrogenase-like. Bases 650 to 1669 code for a protein of 339 amino acids. The record is from RefSeq and is a predicted model, not a curated record. Lineage: Eukaryota; Metazoa; Arthropoda; Insecta; Lepidoptera; Tortricidae. Gene Ontology annotation, molecular function: zinc ion binding; oxidoreductase activity. The transcript is spliced from 10 exons.
CUUCCCGCCGUGUACCGUAUUAUUUAAUAAUAUUUGCGUGUUUGUGAUAAAUAAUGACGGAGAUAAUACGACACUUGUUUUUAUAUUGGUCUAUAUUUACUUACUACGUGUCGCUAACACCUGGAUAAAGACUAACCGGAAAAACAUGUUGAUUAUGUGUUAAGCGCUUUAAUAUUACAAUAAUUAUAACAUAACAAUAUUGACCCAACAAUUAACGAUAUCUGAUUAAUUAAUGUCAUAAUCUUCUAUGUGUCACCAACCCGCGAUUACCUAUAUAGAAUGGGAUUGAGCACUUACGACGUUAAUGAAUAAAGUCAUGAAAUGACAUUGAAAAUGAUAUACUAUGCAGAUAAUGCUCUAAGAUACGUAAUAUAUACCCUCAUAUGUUAUGUAUUUGUGAUAAGAAAUAAAUGACAGAUAAUAUUCACAUUGACACAUCGCAAAUAGAUUGCCUAGUAAAACAGCGUAUGGAUAGAACAAAACAAUUUUUUACUUUUAUUUUUAUUUAAUCGUAUAUUAUAAUCAAAUUAAGCUUAUUUUAUUUUAUCUAAUCUAACUGUAGCAGGUUGCCUUAUUAAAAAGUUGGUCCAGUCCAUGGUUGCGUAGAGUUUAGAAAAAAAAUAGAAAAAAAAAACUCUGUUCUGGAAUUAUGCAGGCGAUCGUGUUCGACGGCAAAACAAAGGAAGUAAAGUAUGUGCGCAACCAUCCCAUGCCUGAAAUAGUGGAAGACCAUCAAGUAAUUGUUAAGGUCGCUUAUUCUGGCAUUUGCGGAACUGAUCUUCAUAUAAUUCAGGGAGAAUUCCCUGUGCGUCAGGAACCGAUCCUAACCCUCGGCCAUGAGUUCAGCGGGGUGGUGCACGAGGCGGGAAAGCAAGCCUUCUUGAAGAAAGGACAGCGCGUGGUGGUUGAUCCUAAUAGCCAGUGCCUCCUUUGCGAGUAUUGCCGCAAGGGCCGGUACCAGUUCUGCGCGGCGAAGAAAAACAUUGGCAUCUGGGUGGACGGAGGCUGGGCUCAAUUCGUCGUAGUCCCGCAAGACAACGUCUACCCUAUCCCCGACGAAGUUUCUUUAGAACAAGCGUCUCUGUGUGAGCCGUACUCCUGCGUGGCGCACGGCUUCGACCGAGUGUCGCCUGUGUCGGUGGUGGACCGAGUGUUGGUGCUGGGUGCUGGCAUUAUAGGUAACCUGUGGCUAACGACAUUGCAUCUUCACGGUCAUAGAAACGUGACGGUUUCUGAAAUGAACAAGGCAAGACUGGAUAUUGUUAGGAAUUUGAAUUUAGGAUACAAGCUGGUUACGCCUGAUGUGCUGGAGAGCGAAAAAUCGCAUUAUGAUGUCAUCAUUGACUGCACUGGUGUGCCUAGGGUCCUGGAGACCAGCUUUGACUUGGUGAAGCCGGGCGGCAAGUACGUGGUGUUCGGGUGCGCGCCGCAGGGCAAGAAGGCUAGUAUAACGCCUUUUGAUAUAUUCAACAAGGGGCUCACCGUAAUCGGCGUGAAAGUUAAUCCAUUCACAUUUCCCACCUCUAUUGGCUGGCUCAGUACUAUGGGAGACAGAUAUCUGGAUUACAAGAAGCUGGGGAUUAAGACUUAUUCACUGGAGCAGUACGAGCAAGCUUUUGCAGACUUAAAGUCUGGAUCCAUUUCCAAGGCUAUGUUCAAAAUAGAAUAACUAUCAUUGCUGAUGUUGGCGUAUUUUAUUCAUUAAGUAGCGCUGUAAAGGAAUCCAACCUUAUUUCAGCGGAUGAGGACUUAGUAUUGCCUAACAAAUAUUUUCAGUCAGUAUAGAGAAUAUUGUAAACACA